AUGGCGCGCAUACCGACCCGCGAGCUGUCCUGCUACCUGUUCAACGGCCAGCUCUCCCGCCAAGGCUGUCUGGCCUCGACCCGACGGCCAUACACUCGCCUGCCGGCCCGUUCCGCCCUGGCCCUCCCAUACGCUCUCAGGGUUGGGGAGUCGAGGGCGACGCAUGCGACCGCUCAAACCGCGACGGCAAAGUCGCAAGAGGGACCCGUGGUUCCUCUUAGGAAGAAGCUCAAGGAGGAGAAGAAACAGCUAAAAAAGGAAGCAAGAGGUCAAAAGCCCAAGGGGAGCAACCAGACAGUCGAGGGCUGGGAGCUGACGGUCGGCAUUGAGAUCCACGCGCAGCUUAACACGGCACGGAAGCUCUUCUCCCCAGCCGCGACGUCCUUCAAUGACGAUCCAAACUCCCAUGUGGCGCUCUUUGACGUUGCCAUGCCAGGCAGUCAGCCGAGGUUCCAGAAGGAGACGCUCAUCCCGGCGCUGCGUGCGGCGUGCGCUCUGAAUUGCGACAUUCAGCCCGUCAGCCGGUUCGACAGGAAACACUACUUUUGGUGGGACCAGCCGUCGGGCUACCAGAUCACGCAGUACUACGAGCCCUUUGCCCGCAACGGCGAGAUCGAGCUCACCGCCCGGGAUGGCAUCGCCGCCGAAGACGGGGAGAGCGUCACCAUCGGCAUCCAGCAGAUCCAGAUGGAGCAGGAUACCGCCAAGACGCUGGCGCAGCCCAACGACGUCUCCUGGCUCGACUUCAACCGCGUCGGCAUGCCCCUCAUUGAAAUCAUCACAAGGCCGGAGCUCCACCACCCGCGUACCGCCGCCGUGUUCGUGCGCAAGAUCCAGAUGCUGCUCAACGCCGUUGAUGCCUGCGUGUCGGGGAUGGAGACGGGCGGUCUACGUGCCGAUGUGAACGUCUCGGUGCGCAGGACGGGCGAUCCGAACACCCCGCUCGGUACGCGGACGGAGAUCAAGAACCUGAGCACCAUCAAGGCCGUCGAAGACGCCAUCAUCGCCGAGCGUGACCGGCAGAUCAAGGCGCUCGACGCGGGUGAGACCAUUGCCAGUGAGACAAGAGGUUGGACUCUAGGCUCCAAGCACACGCGCCGUCUGCGUGGUAAGGAAGGCGAGGUAGACUACCGCUACAUGCCCGACCCCGAUCUGGGUCCUCUCGUGAUCGGUCAGGACCUCGUGGACCACAUCAGGAGCUCCGUCAAGGAGCUGCCAGACGUUGAGUUGACGGAGCUGAUUGAUGACUACGGCUUGACGGCCAAGGAUGCAGUCUCCCUCAUGUCCCUCGAUAAUGGCGGUAGGCUGGAGUUCUUUUACAAGGUCGUUGACGAGCUGGGGGUCCAGCUGAAGAAUGCGGGCCUAGAGACCGACCUGCAUGGCCACGCAUCUCUCGUUGGCAACUGGAUCCUCCACGAGCUUGGUCGGCUGACGACAGAUAAGGCGGAUCCGGAAGCCGCCCAGCGAACGUUGGACAUCGCCCAAGACGGCUCAUGCGAAGCGGUACCGCAUACUGCGCUGGCCCGAAUCCUUUACCACCUCCAGAGGCGGGAAAUCACAGGCAAGGUUGCCAAAGAGCUUUUGGUGGCCCAAUACCUAGGCAACCUGGACGAAUUCGAUUCCGUUACGGACGCCAUCAAGACCCACGAGUUGUGGUUCAAGGAGAUGUCGGGCGAAGAGUACCGGCAGCUGGCGGAGAGUGCUGUCGAGGGGGAGGAUAAGGUCCUGAAGGAGUUUAGGGAGAAGAAGAAUUAUCCGCAGGGCAAGCUCAUGUACCUCGUCGGCAAGAUGAUGCGCAUCGGCGAGACGGAGCGGAUCGAUCCUUCCGGUGCCGAAAAGGUCAUGCGUCAACUCAUCAGGGAGCGGACAGGCGCGCAUCAGGACUGA
Messenger RNA from Colletotrichum orchidophilum, 1887 nucleotides. Its product is annotated as PET112 family protein. Gene Ontology annotation, biological process: mitochondrial translation; glutaminyl-tRNAGln biosynthesis via transamidation. The transcript has a single exon. Bases 1 to 1887 code for a protein of 628 amino acids. Lineage: Eukaryota; Fungi; Ascomycota; Sordariomycetes; Glomerellales; Glomerellaceae. The record is from RefSeq and is a predicted model, not a curated record. Gene Ontology annotation, molecular function: glutaminyl-tRNA synthase (glutamine-hydrolyzing) activity.